AUGUCUGCGAACCCGGAACCGACGGCGGCGCCGGCCCUCACCCUCACGGCGCUGCCGCCCUUCAAGCCAGACCUGUACGAGCGCGCCUGGACCUCGAUACCGCACCCGACCCUGCCCCUGAUCGCCACCGCCCACCAGAAGUCCGUCACCGUCUUCUCGCUGUCGACCCUGUCCGCCCACAGCUCCCUCACCGGCGGCCACUCGCGCUCUGUGCGCUCCGUCGCCUGGAAGCCGAAUCUGGGGCCCGGCAAGCUCUGCCUCGUCACAGGCAGCUUCGACUCGACCGCGGGUCUGUGGCGCUGGGAAGGCGGCGACAAGGCGGAUAAUCUCGAGGUCGAGAUCACGGCCGGCGGGAACGGGGCCGCAGACAGCGACGACGGCGAUGGUGACGACAAGGACGACUGGGAGUUCACGCUCGUGCUCGAGGGCCACGACUCGGAGGUCAAGAGCGCCGCCUUCUCGCCCGCGGGCCAGUACCUGGCGACGUGCAGCCGCGACAAGUCGGUGUGGAUCUGGGAGGACGUCGGGGCGACCGAGGCCGACGACGAGUGGGAGACGGUGGCGGUGCUGAACGAGCACGACGGCGACGUCAAGGCCGUCGCCUGGUGCCCCGAGCACAACCGCGCCGGCCGCGGCCGCUACAGCGCCGACGUCCUGGCCAGCGCCAGCUACGACAACACGGUGCGCGUCUGGCGCGAGGACGGCGACGGCGAGUGGGUCUGCGUCGCCGUGCUCGAGGGCCACGACGGCACCGUCUGGGGCCUGCAGUGGGAGCCCCGCCCCGCCGCCGCCCGCUUCCCGCGCCUCAUGACCUGGAGCGCCGACCGCACCGUCCGCCUCUGGACCCUGCAGGAGGAGGACGACGGCGACGGCGACGACGGCGCCGGCACCGCACCCCGCCACGCCUGGGGCGGCCUCGGCGGCAUCCCCAACACCAUGCGCCGCUCGCUCAAGGAGGAGUGGAAGUGCACGGCCGUCCUGCCGCAGGCGCACACGCGCGACAUCUACUCGGCGGCCUGGAGCGCCGACUCGGGCCUGCUGGCCAGCACGGGCAGCGACGGCGUGAUAGCCGUGUACAAGGAGGAGCCGCAGCAGGCAUCGGCGGCCGCCGGGAACGGCACGGGGAUGACGGAUGCGGAGGCGGCGGCGGCGCUCGACGGAGACGUGCCCAUGACCAACGGACACUCGACCGCCGGCGGGGGCAAGACGCCCGAGGCGCCGCCGACGGCUUGGCGCGUCCUGGCCACCGUGGCCGGCGCCCACGGGCCGUACGAGGUCAACCACAUCACGUGGUGCAAGCGGUACGACGCGGCGUGCCCGUCGGAGCGGCGGGGUGUCGAGGAGAUGCUGGUGACGACGGGCGACGACGGCGUCGUGCGGCCUUGGCAGGUCUCGUGA
Messenger RNA from Neoarthrinium moseri, 1398 nucleotides. RefSeq lists its product as uncharacterized. The record is from RefSeq and is a predicted model, not a curated record. Gene Ontology annotation, cellular component: cytosolic [4Fe-4S] assembly targeting complex. Gene Ontology annotation, biological process: iron-sulfur cluster assembly. The transcript has a single exon. Gene Ontology annotation, molecular function: protein binding. Bases 1 to 1398 code for a protein of 465 amino acids. Lineage: Eukaryota; Fungi; Ascomycota; Sordariomycetes; Amphisphaeriales; Apiosporaceae.